GUCUGUUCCUCUCUGGCAAAGUUGACUCAUAUACUGUAAGAGGACACCAGUCUGGACAAGAAAACGGUGCCCACAAAUACCUGCCAGCUAAAGAGAGACACAUGAAUGCGUAGCUAAAACGGUUUACAGCGUUAAAAUUAGUUAAAACGUAAGUAGCUGCGAAGAAAAAGUUAUAGUCAACAUGAAGUUUUGUCUGAGGAUUGUUUUACUUCUUUUUCUCGUUACUGGAACAUUAACAGAAGACGAAUUUAACCUGUUUGAUGCCCUUGAUGACCCAGCACCAACUUCUGCAAAACCGAAGGAGCAACCAAAGGCCCCAGAGAAGCCUAAAACUGGUGGUGGCUUUGGACUUGAUCUGGAGGAUGCUCUGAUUCCAGCAGAUGAGUCACCAACUGAGAAACCCAAGAAACCACAUUCUGGAAAUUCUGACGGUGGAAUGUUUGGUGACUCUGACUUAUCAGAUGUUAGUGGUGGUGACUACAAGCCUGAUGGAGGCCGCUCAGGAGGAGGUAAUGCGGUGGACCCUGGCUAUGAUCCUCAGGGUGGUGCUGAUCAACCUCAAGAUACAGAUCUUCUGUGGGGCCAAAUCCUGAAGAUGAUAAAUGCUAACAUGCCAGAGGAAUUCUAUAUGUGGAUGUCCAACUUAAAGCAAAAUUUAACACCUCUGUUAGACAGGGCCAUGGAUCUGCUGCAAGCUAUCCCAUGAGCCAUCGGUCCAUUUAUAUUCUGAUUGGCUCUUAGGUCUGAGGUUGCACUCAAUUAGUGGUUUACUAGUAGUUUACAAAUGUCUGAUGGACUCACUGUUGAAAAAAAUAUUGUAGGGUCUUUGAAAAGUCAGGAAUUAGAUAAGAAUCAUGCUUUCCUAGAUGAAGCCAAGAAUGUGAUCACUGGGAUAGUUUUUCUCUUGUACAUAACAUUUUGGAUUAAGUGGGCUAGUGUGCUCCUGUGGGUGGUUAAGCCUAACAUAUUUCAACUUGCGCUUUGGUGCUCCUCCACUAUUAGAGGGAGUGGACAAAAUAACAGAAACCCUUAACAAAUUUAGUAAUCAUAUAAACUUGACUAAAUGGUUAAUUAUUAGGAUUAGAUUGAUAAGGAUUCUUACAUGUGAUUACUUGGACUUUUUUAGAUAACUGAUAUGUCUACGGAGUCCGGCAGGCGUCAUGAAAAAGUAACUUUUGUGCACCUGGCAGUUGUCUUGAUGAAAGAAAAAAAUGGUUUGUGUGUGUGAACACCUUAUUAAUUACACCAGUAAUUACUUUCACCAAUUCAAGUACAGAAUUUGUGCGCACUUAUUAAAAAACAAAUCCUCAUGACACCUUCUGGGCUCCACAGUUUGCUGAUCCAUAGAAUACAAAAAAAAAAAAAGAGCUUUUCUCUUCCUUUUGUUGUGAUAUUGCAAAUACGAUGUUAAGCGUUUCCUGUAUAUUAUUGAAAGUAUAUGUCUUGGCUUGAUUCUUUUUUUGCUGACAAGACAUGAAGAGCUGUACAGUAUAUCUCUACAUGUGACACACAGACACUUCACACCGACUGUUUUAUAAAAGUGAUUUAUGAGAAAAAAGAUCUAUCACAAAUUGUAGAUACAGUUACUAGUCCAGGGCUCUUGUAUGCUUGUUCAUUGGCAGUAAAUAUGAAUCUUUGAUAAGUAAAAUGUCUCAAAAUCAACAGGAGAAGAAAUAAUCUAAUUUUGCAAAUCAGAGUCAGCUUGUUAAAAAUUUGAUGAAAGGGGGCCAUAGAAUAUAUUUUAUCUAACAUUAAUUAUUGCAGAAUAAAGCUCAGACAUCUGAUGCUUUUGUUUCAAGCUAAAUUAUGUUGCCCUUAGUAUGAGGCUGCAGACAAUCAAAGGCUUGGUGACCACUGAAUCACCAGCCCAGUAUACUAGGAAUUCACAUUCACAGCGAUCGAUUCCUAAAGUCACGAUUUACAUCCAAUGCCAAUGAUGAGUGCGAACACAGUGCCAAAUACAUGCUAGUAUUCUAUAACUAGCAUGGUAAAAAAUAAGGGUGUUGGUGUUAGCGUAUAGUGCAGUUGUUUGUUAAGCAGGAGACCUUAGUUCAUGUCCCAUUGUAAAUCAGCACUCAACAUUUGCUGCUUGCCUUUUUUUCUGUGAUGUUAAAGUACUGUUUUUCCCUAAACUUAACCAAGUAUUUCAGUUAUCUGCCCCUAACCAUACCUUAAACAUAGUUUAUUUGCCCUGCACAGAUAUUGUAAGAAGAAAUGAUUCCAUAAAGGUUGUCACAGCAUAUACACUGUACAGUGCAUCUGUAAAAUAUGGAGGCGUUAAUUAUUGGUGAACCAUUCCAAGUAUUCACAACAGGUCUGUUGUAUACUGUAGUGUUUCUGUUAUUUUGUCUAUCCCCUUCACCUCAGUGCAAGAAUGACAACUAAAGUUUGUAUGUGGGCAGAGACCUUGACCUGUUUUUGCUCAUCCAGAGCCCCUUAUCCUCCUUUCUCCUCUGUUUGUUACAUCAGCUAACAGUAGCUAGCUCAUGCGUAUAAAACAGCGUACAAGUUGCUGUCAAGGUUUGCAUAGAAACAAGUGUGUACAUACAAUUCUUUUUCUUCCACUCUCCACCCUGCUCUCCUCUUUAUGAAAAUUAAUGUUGCAGUGGAAUGUGAACUCCACCUAAUGUGUGGGGUUUAAUGCAGCCCACGCGUAUUUGGGUGGGGUAGUUUUCUGAAAAAAUAAUACAUUUUUGUUAGUGUUGAUUGUUUUGAUGGUGGUUGUUUUUCCAGUAUUUUAUUUACCAUUAAUAAUUUCAUAAGAUAGGAAUUGCCUGACGAUGAAUAGAGCACUUUGACUCAGUUACUGGAUAACAGCUAUGAUCUGUUCAGUUAAAUUGCAUGUGAAGGAGUUUUUGACUAUGUCACUUGGUCUUUGAGCUGUACUUCAGGCAUCAAAACAAAUAUAAUUUAAUAAUCUUGCUUUAUUCAAAGAAAAUAAUCUUAUGUCAACAUCUGUGGAAAGCAAAGUCUUUGUGAGUGUUUUAUGCUGUACUGACGUCAUGUCUGGACCUGUCAUGGCACCUGCCUGUGGACUGUCAGUACCAAACACCUUGGAUCUUCCACAAUCGGCAGCAGUCUGCACACAUUCUUAACAUAGCCCAAAUUCAGAGCACUCUGCUGGGACAUCCAACAUGUAAAGGUGUAAGCCUCCAAGGUGUUUCUUCCAAUCAUUUAGAAUCCUCUCAUUAUCUUUGGAUAAAUUUAACUUUUAGAUAUUUGAUGGUUUGAUGGUUUUUAUAUUUGGCACUUUGUAGCUUAUGAAUAGGUCUUUGUGUACUGUUUAGUAACUGGCAACAUAUUUAUUUUUGAUGGGUUCUUUGUAAUUAAAGUUUUUGAUGUUGCAAAAAUGGCAGUGUAAGAAAUUCAGGAAUAAAAAAACCUGUAGAAUGGUCAGAAUUUAGUGCGCAUUAUGUUGGAUUUAUGUUCCAUGCGAGGCAGGAGAACUUACUGAGCAAAGUGAGCAAAGUGGAAAACUAACUCAGGUCCCCAGACCCUGAUGGCUCCGAAGGCCUUGGGUUAUCUAUAAGACAGUAACUGAUUGCAAAUUUGUUAGGCAUUAAGCACCAAUAAAGUACAACAGAACCUAAAAUUGGUACGAGCCAAAGGUGGCUCCUCAUCUCUACACGAUCUUGUUGCCCUGUCUUGUUUUAAGGUGUUUUAAGGUGUUUAUACCUUUAAUAUUUCAGUUGAUAUAAUGCUUAUAUGAUACAUAAAACUCUUUGAAUUUGACUGAUAGAAUUUUUGUCAAAAAACACACCUCUUCUUCUCAAUCAUAAUGCUGAGUAUUGUCAGAUCUGAACACACAGAAAUCAUACACACACAGUACUGCUGGAGUCAGUGUGCCUCACUCUUUCCAUUGAUAACAUCAAUAAAUCUGCUUAAAAACUGUAGAAAUGGCACUCUGUAUAACUUCAAAUGUUGCCCAAGGUAUUGCCCACACCUUGCUCACUUAGAGUACAGUUAUUUUUUCCUCUUUGCAUCCUAUCACCUGCAUGAUGAGAACCUAAGUUCCAAAACUCAGAACAUGUGCAUCCCAAAUAAAUGUGAGAAAAAAAAUAAGUGACAAAAUUCAUGUUAUCAGCUUUUUUUUCCUUUGAAAAAUCUCUUGUACUGUACUUUCUUGUGCAAAUAUGUGGGCAAAAAGUCCAGAAGUGCAACUCUGGCAACCAUAAUAAUGUAUACUUAAGUAUAUAAUUUUACAUGUAAUGGUGCAUACAGUGGCAUGAAAAAGUGAGGCACCCCUGGUCAAAAUUUGUGUCUUUGGUUAAGUGUAAGUAUAAAAGAUAAACUGAUAUCCAAAAGGCAUGAAGUUAAAGAUGAAACAUUUCUAUUAUGUGUUAAGCAAUCUUAAUUUUGUAUUUCCAUCUUUUACAGUUUCAAAUAACAAAAAAGGAAAAGGACCCAAAACAAAAGUUUUGGCACCCGGCUUGGUCGGUACUUAGCAAUACGGGGUGUCGGCAAGUAUCGCUUGUAAAUGCUUUUUGGAGCCAGUUAAUUGUCUUUCAAUUCUUCUUUGGGGGAUUUUUGCCCAUUCUUCCUUGCAAAAGGCUUCUAGUUCUGUGAGAUUAUUGGGCUGUCUAAGAACCGCUCCUCUGAGGUCUAUCCAAAGAUUUUCAAUGAUAUUUAGGUUUGGGGACUGUGAGGGGCCAUGGCAGAGCUUUCAGUUUGGCCUUCUUGAGGUAGUCCAUUGAGGAUUUUGAGUUGUGUUGAGGAUUAUUGUCAUGGUGUAGAAGACGUCCUCUUUUCAUCUUAAGCAAUUCUUAAGAAUUUGCUGGUAUUUAGUUGAAUACAAAAAAAAUUGUUCCCUCUACCAGUGAAAUGUUCCCUGUGCCACUGGCUGCA
Xiphias gladius (swordfish) is the source of this 4845-nucleotide messenger RNA. RefSeq names its product CD99 molecule (gene cd99). Gene Ontology annotation, biological process: homotypic cell-cell adhesion; T cell extravasation; positive regulation of neutrophil extravasation. The record is from RefSeq and is a predicted model, not a curated record. NCBI's taxonomy places the organism in Eukaryota, Metazoa, Chordata, Actinopteri, Istiophoriformes, Xiphiidae. Bases 182 to 706 code for a protein of 174 amino acids. The transcript has 9 exons.